AUGAAUAGACGGCAUAUAGGUGUACUCCAGGCGAACUUAAACCACUCUGCGGGGGCUCAGGACCUCCUACUGCAGUCCGCCGCAGAGUGGUCUAUCGACAUAGUUGUGGCUUGCGAGCCAUAUUAUGUCCCCACCCAGGAACGCUGGGUCGGGGACAUGUGUGGCUCGGUAGUCGUUGUUUCGGCGAGCGGCGCGGGCCCUCCCCUCUCACCUCUCGAAAGGGGUCCCGGGUUUGUGGUUGCGGGAUGGGGACAGUACACCAUUGUCGGCCUGUACUUUUUCCCUAACCGCACGCUGGCAGAAUUUGAGGAUUUCCUCGACUCUGUCAGCGAAGCCGUCCGCCGACACAACGGAGGGCGUACCCUGGUUCUUGGAGACUUCAAUGCCAAGAGCCAGGCGUGGGGGAGUCCCACCUCGGACGGCAGAGGCAGGGCUGUGCUGGUGUGGGCUGUGCACCUCGGGCUCUCCCUACUCAAUUGA
Messenger RNA from Pararge aegeria (speckled wood butterfly), 480 nucleotides. RefSeq lists its product as uncharacterized. The coding region runs from base 1 to 480 and encodes 159 amino acids. NCBI's taxonomy places the organism in Eukaryota, Metazoa, Arthropoda, Insecta, Lepidoptera, Nymphalidae. Gene Ontology annotation, molecular function: catalytic activity. The record is from RefSeq and is a predicted model, not a curated record. The transcript has a single exon.